Molecule: messenger RNA, 2757 nt
Organism: Gasterosteus aculeatus aculeatus (three-spined stickleback)
Lineage: Eukaryota; Metazoa; Chordata; Actinopteri; Perciformes; Gasterosteidae
Gene: tepsin
Product: TEPSIN adaptor related protein complex 4 accessory protein
Cellular component (GO): trans-Golgi network membrane
Source: RefSeq, a predicted model, not a curated record
UCCUGUUCACCGAUUGGCUGGCUGUCACCUCGAAACCCGCCUUCCACUCGCACCCCUCGGAGUAAGAUGAGUGAAGCCGCAGCCGGGAUCGCUAAAUCAUGGCAACAUUUAUGGAACGACUGGCUUUUCUUCAGAAAGUCCCAACUCUGAUGAAGGCCACAGCCGACGAUGAGACCCCCUGUCCCGGCUACCUUUUCCAAGACAUCGGAAAAAUCUCCCACGAGUCUUCAAGCUGCGGUCAGUGUCUGCUGGAGUACCUUCUGGACAGGUUACAGGUGGAGUCCUGUCAUGUCAAACUCAAGGUGCUGAAGAUCUUCGUCCAUCUUUGUGGUCAUGGCUCAAACUACUUCCUCACAGAGCUUCGAAGGAACUCCACGUUCAUCCAGCAGGCAUCAGUUUACAGCGGGCCUCCGGACGCCAUCCACGGAACGGGAUUGUACCAGAAAGUCCGAAAUACGGCACAGGAAGUGGCCAGGUUGCUUUUCACAGAUACAAUCUCCACCAAAGACGGCGUCGCCCCGCUCCACCUAGCCCCGCCCACAAUGGGAAUGGGCUCGACAACUUCCCACAGGUCAGGAAUGCAGGGCUUUGGAUACAGUCCGGGGAAGCAGGGGACCGGAGGCGGCGACUCUCUGCUGGAGAAGAUCCAGAAAGCUGCAGAGGUCGUGGCCAGUGCCGUCCUGCCCCCCAGCGAACACCAGGGCAUCCGUCUCCAUGACAACUACUACCGGGCCGUACUCGCUCCGUCCGCGCCCAUCGAGGUGGCGGUGCCCGCGUGUGCCUACAACCUGCCGGCUCGCGCACCACAAGCACCGCGUGUCCUCACGGCAGCGGCGGCCCAGCGGUGUCCGGGGCAGGUGGGGGGCGGCUGGGAGGAGACCGACAGCGGCAACAGCUCCUCUCACAACUCCUCUCAGGACAUCGCGGCCAACAGCAGGGCGUCCGUGGGCAGCAAGUCAGCUGGUAGCCAAUCGGGGGCCAGCAGAGGGAGCAGCGGGGACCCAUCGGAGAGGGUGGAGGCCCUGCAGCUGGGGGACUGCGGCCUGGAGAUGGCGUUGAUCAGCAGACUGACGGAAGGAUCCAGAGUUUUCCUGUCCAGAGAGGAGAGCCAGCACUUCACUAAAGAGUGCUCCGUUCUCAACUGUGAGGUCGUGCUGGAUUUGCUCUCAAGCAAACUUCAAGAUCCCUCAAACACGGUUAAGAUGCGGGCCUUGUGUGGCGUAUCAUGCCUCCUGACCUCCGACCUCCUUUCGUUGGAACAAAUGUUUGGCGCUACACAACGAAGGCUCCGCCCCCUGAGCGAGGGGGCUCCAGGACCUGUGGCCAACAAAGCCACCAAGAUCCUGCGUCAGUUUGAAGCUCUGAUGGGCGGGUCUGGACACGCGCCGAGGCCGCACACGGCGAGCAGCGGCCAUCAGGCCACAACUAAUCUGCUCGCCACGUCCGCACACUUGGACCCUUUGGUACCAAACCUCUCUGCUGGCAGAACCGACGACGUCUCCCCCAGAGGUGUCCCCCAACCACCAAACCACCCAACUCCCCCCUCUGGUCGGCAGAGCGACCUCUCGGCGGAGCUGAUGAGUGACGGCGACGGGGGGGAACUUCCUGCCGCUCUGCACCGGUUAACGCAAAACCAGUCGGAGCCCGUCCGGCCCGCUGAGGGGAAAUCGGGGCCUGAGGUUUCGGAGCUGCACACGAACGGGAGCUCUCCCGGUCCCGCUGGGCGCCGGGGGGAGCAGGUCCGUCCGGGCAGACGCUCCCUGUUCAGCGGCAUGGAGCUGGUGACUAAGGGGAGCUUCACGAGGGAAACGCCCCCUCCGGCGAACGCAGCCGCACACAACGGCCUCUGCGCCGCCAGCGACGAGGCUCCUUCGGCCGGCGUCGGCAGCCAGCCGCCGUCGGCCUUCUCCUUUCUCAACUUUUGACCAACGUCGUUUGGCUGAAACUUUUGCGGUUAAACUAAUGAUGUCAUCACGUGUACACUUUUAGAAAUCGAUUUAAUUUUAUAAACCAGGAUCCGAUCAGUUGGCUCAGAUUCUUUCGAUGUGGAAGCUGCUGAUUGUGUGAGCGUCUCACAUUUAGGACGCUGCUGUCCCGUGUGAGCGCCGUGAGAAACUGUUAUUGGUUUUGUUUGGAGUCUAAAGUGUGAAACGAGAUUUCUUGCCUUGAACUACAGCUUAUUAUUAAGUUUAUUUUUCUCAGGAUUCUUUUUAGCGAAGUGAAACUACUCUUCUUCCUCGUCAGCGCGUCUUAAACCUCUGAGGGAGAAUCCCUCCAUUUGUAAUUUGCACUACUGCUGCUCAUCCAACUGUCCCAUAAACCUACAAAUGAGUGUUCUUCCAUAUUUUUGGUACUUGAUAUUGACAGCAGAGUAAAUCUGAGUGGUAGUUUUAUUUAUUGUAUUGAUUUAAAACAAACCCAUGGGAGUGGUUGUAGAGUGCAUGAUUAAAGAUAAGUGGAUAUAAUAUGGAGUUCCUUUCUGAAGUGUUUUGUGUGCAUAACUUGUGUGGUAUUGUUUUAAUAAAACAUCUGCCCGAUCAGCAUAAUGCAAAAUAACUAUUUCAGGAGCUGCUGUUCGUGGAACCGACUGAAGGCAGAUUACUUUCUCUGUUUGUUCCAUUCUGCCGUGUGGAAUGUAGAACACGGGACAAACGUGAUCCAACCGGCCGACGUGUCCGAUGAACGCUGAUCGUGUCUCCUUUCUGCAGCUCAGACAGAAGAACAAUAAAACCUGCUGUAUUGUUGCAGCACUAACUA